AUGCCAAAACCGAUCGUAACAACCGAAGAGGUGGAGACAGAAGACCUUCCAGAAGAAGAAGUCACGGGACAUUCAGAAGUGACUGAAGUUAAACCAGAAGUGACUACAGGCUCGGAUAAACCAGAGAAAGUUGUCAAGAGCACUAGUGUAAGUGUCGAGGUUGAUAAGCCAAAGGCUGAAGAACCGAAGGAGGAACAGCCUCCAAAAGAGGAGGAAAUUGUGGAAAGUGUCAAGAAGGAGAAAGAAGCGUCUCCACUUGCUCCAAAGGAGCCGCAAGAAGAGGUAUUGGAAAAGGACAAGGAAUACGCGUUCAAAGUAGGAGUGAAAGGCAAGCCGGGUGAGAAACGUAAGAAGACUGAGGAUAGUGAAUCAGAAGAAGAAAUUCCAGAAGCAUCAGAACCUGUGAUAGAAACACCCAUCGAAGCUCCAACUGAACCAACCGCUCCUCCAUCCCGCCCGAUUAAUGUUCAUGCUGAAGCUUAUCCGAAAAAGGCACCCAGCCAAUCACAGUCGAUUGAGUUGUCGUGGGAUCAACCUGAUGGAAGUCCGACAGAUGAAUUCAAAAUUGAAGUGAGACCGAAGGGAACUGACACUUGGAGCGAACGCGAAAUCAUAGUCGCACCUGAUAGGAAGGUUUCUCUAAAAACAGACAACCUAAAGGAAUACACGGAUUAUGAAUUCAGAAUAACUGUAAGAAAUAAGUCCGGUGAAAGUGAGCCUUCUCAACCAUCCAAUCCUAUACGACUUGGAAUACCAUUAGAAUUUGUACGCGAGUUACCUGAUAUCGUAGUAACGCAAGCACCAACCGAAGAUGAACCGAUUGUCUUCGAGUGUGAAUUGUCAAGACCUUCAAGAGAAAAAGUUGAAUGGAGAAAAGAUGGAAAGGUGUUGCCAAGGCAGUUGACUAAGCAUAUCCAUGUAACCGAGGAAAAGGAUGGAACAGUACACCGAAUAGUGUUCGACGACGUCAAAGAGGAAGAUACGGGCGAUUAUACCAUUCAAGCCGAAGAAGUCAUAUCAAAGGGCAAAAUGGAA
Molecule: messenger RNA, 1035 nt
Organism: Rodentolepis nana
Lineage: Eukaryota; Metazoa; Platyhelminthes; Cestoda; Cyclophyllidea; Hymenolepididae
Source: the annotation of a GenBank genome assembly